AUGUCUUCAUCCUCGAUUGAUAAAAGUGCCCCGAUCGUCAUCAUCGGGGCGGGCGUGUUUGGCCUCUCCAGUGCCAUCCAUCUGGUCAAGCGGGGAUACACGAACGUCACCGUAUUUGACCGCCAGCCCUACCACGAGACACACUAUGACUUUGACCGCGGCUGCGAUGCCGCCUCGGCCGACUGCAACAAGAUCAUCCGUGCCGCCUAUGGCCACGAAACAUGGUACCAGAACCUGACCCUCGAAGCCAUCCAGGUGUGGGAAUCCUGGAACAACUCGCUCGCCACGGGAACGAUGCUUCCCCCGGGCAUGACUCGCAGCGAGCGCAUCUAUGUCAACUGCGGAAACUAUCAUUUCGGGGACCACGGCGACGCGGCCGGACUCAAUCCUUUCGAAAAGGCGUCGGUGGAGAACAUCACCAAGGCUGGUCUCGGCCACACCCAGUACCUCUUUGCAUCCAACCCGGAAGAGGUGGAGCGAGCCAAGAAGGAUGGCUACGGGUAUGCCGUCGAUCCCUUCCACCUCGGUGAGGGUCAACCCUCCGGGUAUCUCGACCUGAUCGGAGGAUUCGUGUACGCCGACAAGGCAUGCCGAUACGCGCUGCACCUGGCGCAGCAGCUGGGAGUCCACCUCGUGCUCGACCGACAAGCCGGCAGUUUCGAGGGCUUGGUUGAAGACAGCACGGGUACGGUCACCGGGAUCCGGACCGCGGACGGCCAACAACACCCAGCCUCCCUCACCAUCAUGGCCUGCGGGGGCUGGACCCCGUCUCUUCUCCCAGAGAUGGAUGGACUCGCAGAGACCACCGCUGGCUCGGUGGCGAUGAUCCAGAUUCCCGAAUCCUCGCCCCUUCGGCAACGAUUCUCCGCGACCAACUUUCCGGUGUUUCACUGGAACGUGCGAUCGGGCGAAAAUGGCAAUCUCUACGGCUUUCCUCUGGAUGACCGGGGGGUUUUAAAGAUCGGGUAUCGCGGCACGAAAUAUACUCAUCCGCAAGUCCAAUCCGACGGGCACGUGCGCAGCACACCGAUCACCAAAUGGACCUCCCCAUUUAUCACGGGGUUGCCAGAGAAAUCGGCCACCGUGAUACAAAACUUCCUCGAUCGGUAUCUCCCCGAGCUCAAGGCUGCCGGGAUCGGCAUCUCGCAGACCCGUUUGUGCUGGUACACGGAUUCCUAUGAUAACCACUGGGUGAUUGACCGGGUGCCGGGGAAGCGGGGGGUGAUGGUGGCCACGGGGGGGAGUGGCCAUGCGUUCAAGUUUCUGCCGGUGCUGGGGGGGUUGGUGGUGGACCGGGUGGAGGGGGUGCAGUCAGGCCUGCUGGAGUUAUUGCAGUGGCGGAAGCUGGGGGCAGGCGAGAAGGGGUCGAAUCGGUUGCAGCGGGGAUUUGGGGAUCCAAAUGCGCUGCAGAAGGUGAAGAUGGUGGACGAGCCGGGGAGGAUAAAGUGA
Messenger RNA from Aspergillus ibericus CBS 121593, 1449 nucleotides. Its product is annotated as FAD dependent oxidoreductase. The coding region runs from base 1 to 1449 and encodes 482 amino acids. The record is from RefSeq and is a predicted model, not a curated record. Lineage: Eukaryota; Fungi; Ascomycota; Eurotiomycetes; Eurotiales; Aspergillaceae. The transcript has 3 exons. Gene Ontology annotation, molecular function: flavin adenine dinucleotide binding; sarcosine oxidase activity.